Molecule: messenger RNA, 381 nt
Organism: Protopolystoma xenopodis
Lineage: Eukaryota; Metazoa; Platyhelminthes; Monogenea; Polystomatidea; Polystomatidae
Source: the annotation of a GenBank genome assembly
AAUGGCGACACAAAGCCCUCAAAUGAGGGCACUUUAAAUCUCGUUUCUCCUAUUGGGUCGACGGGGCUUUCUUUAGUGACAACUCAAAGUAGCGGUGGAGGAUGCGGGAGCAUCUCGUCGGAUAAGCGAGCCAGACCAUCAUCAGAGGAAGUUUGUCUUCCGAUAGCUAGCACUGGGAGCACUAUCGCCUUAACAGAUAUCGCGGCGCUUGAUACAGAUCCAUUGAUCGCGGGAGUGGAUUCAUCUAAAUCGGCUGUAUCCGAAGCAAAUCGGGAUGGCUUAGAGACGAAUAGUAAUUCUGGAGGACCUGGAACUAAUGGGGUAGGUGGAGAAUUUGAGAAACGACGCUCUGUCAGGCCUGAGUUUGAACCACUGGUGUAA